AAUAAACACCAAGGGAGGAUCUUUGUAAAACUACAGAGCAACUUCCUAUUUUUUUAAUUAUAACUUUUCCGAAAUAAUGAUCAUUCAAUUUAUAUAUGACUAAAUAAUAACACCAUACACAGGCUUCAUAACAAAUGGCUAGUGUAUGUUGCUUACAAGACUCGUCGUCGUUAUACAUAUUUGCCGUUUUAAAAUCUUUUUUCGGGAAUUAGGUUCCUGACGGCGAGAAUAGCACAAAACAGUUCAGAAAUCGUUUUCCAGGCAACAAAUACUAAACAUGAAACUAUUCCUUCAUCUAGUAACAAUAUGUGUUUACUCUCAAGUUGUGAAAGGAGAAGAAAUAUUUCCAUUAACUGGCGGCCAACCUGUGACUAGAGGUGACAAAACAAAUCACAAAGUCACACUUCCGUCUAACAUCAAGUUUCCGUUCAUGGGAACCAUCUACGAAGAUCUUUAUGUAUCUAAGGACGGUCUAGUUGGAUUUGCUCCAGGGACUCUUCAUCAAACAGAAAUAUUUACUGAAACUCUAACCAAAGAGGACCCGGCAUUUGCUGCUCCAUAUUAUUUUUCUGCACAGGACAUUGGUUCUAACUUGAAUGGCAAGCCAUACACUGGUCAGGUUUUGUAUAGAGGAGAAUCUGAUAUACCUUUAGGGGAGUUAUCAAACUACUCCUCUAUCAUUCAGGAGUCUAUGGUGGGGUUAGAGUACCAGUUCGAGGCUUCGUAUGCUUUGGUGGUCACGUGGAAGGAAGUCAUAUCUAAAACUGAUGUUUUGAAAAGUUGUAGCUCCUGCAAGACUAAUACAUUCCAAUUAGCAAUGCUGACCGAUGGUACUUCAAGUUUUGCUAUAUUCAACUAUGUUAAAAUGGAUAUUACACCAGACAAAUUUACUCAGUCCGGUUUUAAUGCUGGUGAGGGGAGAGGAUACACAACCGCAUUAAACGCUAGACAAUUGCAAUAUGCCUUGAAUUAUUAUGGAAGUGAUUCAAAGGGAAGGUAUAUCUUCAAAAUAGAUGGAGAACAAAUACAACGUGGUGGAUGCUCAAUGGAUACACGUGGAGGUGUUCUUAAUAUUUACCCAACAUAUGCUGGAAUGCUUGGUGGUAAAAUGCUGGAUAUAUCUGGUCCAUGUAUGCAACGUAGCACUCGUCAACCAAUAGUGAAGUGUAGAUUUGGAGGCAAAGAUGAUUUAGUUACAUACGGCUAUAAAGUUAAUUCUAUGAAAGCAAGAUGUUCUGUUCCACGGAUGUCCAUACGGGGAUGGAUAACUGUGGAGAUGUCGAUCGACAACAAACAGUAUUCACACAGUACACAAAUACUUAUAGUUAAUCCAGGCAAAGUAUCUGGUGCGGAGAGACUACAGUUACCAUACAUGGGACAGGGACAGGGUUGGAACGAGACAGUCACAACACAGUUAACUUUGAAAUGGAACAGUUCUUUGCUGACAAAUAACGGAAAUGCAAACAUCAAUAUUUCAUUGAUGGGGUAUAAGGAAAAUAGUAAUGGGAUAACCUGGCACAAUCUAAGAAAUAUAGGAAGUAUUCGAGCAUCAGCUGGGCAGUUUACAUUUCAGACAAGUGAUAUAAAUUGUAUAGGUGCUAUUUGUGAUGAGUAUGAAAUUGGAGUUGUUAUGGCUGAACUACAAGAUCAAAAACAGGCCACGUUCUACAGAUUCAUAAUAAGCAAGUUAAUACCGCUAGGAUUUUUUGUAAACAAUGCAAUGGUCAUGAAACUAGGUGAUAAUUGGCCAAGUCAGAAAUGUAAGAUGUGGCAUGAUAAGGAUAAACAGGAUAUGGGCUGGCUUAAUGAAGUAGAGAGUUGUCCAUGUACACUAGUACAAGCUCUAAGUGAUGUAGGACGUUUUUACUCUGAUGCUGGAUGUUACCUGUAUGAUAAAAGAACCAGUAAAUGCAGAUACCACGAAGGAUCUGUCCAUUGUGUGCGUUCUGUUCAACCUACAAAAUCCGGUGCCGGAAACCAGUGUUGCUAUGAUGACAGAGGUAAUCUAAGGUAUGCAGCUGAUAGUUUUAGAGGAAGUACUCCAGAUAAAAGUCAUGGUUUAGGUGCCGCUCCUUUUGGUCGGCUUGACCUUGUUCCUGACAUGUCUCACUGGGUAUUAGAUAUUGCUUCACUCUUUCAAUGCUGUAUGUGGACUGACUACAAGGACUGUGACUAUUAUAUGGACCAACGACCAACCAUCGACUGUAAAGGAUAUAAUCCUCCAACACCAGCGAUGGUUUUUGGUCAAGGUCACAUUGAAACGUUUGAUGGGAUGCAUCAACGUAUGUGUGGUCAUGGCGAUUUCCUAUUGAUGAAUACUACGUUACCGGAUAAUAGUGUUGUCACAGUUCAAGGACGAUUUUACGAAAAUGUUUUCCCUGAAAUUGUUGGUGAAAGAGGAAACACCUCUGUCGUGUUAACCAAUGUAGGCAUUCGUGUUGUUCGUGGUGGUUCUACAGAGACUGUAGAAAUAAGACUAAAAUUGCCAACAACAGAUAGGAGUGCACGUUAUCUUGAUGUUCUCGUCAAUCAGCAUUAUCAUUUUUUCGAGUCUAAACAAUCCUACUGGCAGGAUUUUAAAUCAUUUACGGUUGUGAACACGGACGAGACGGGUAAAGAAGCUAACUUCACAGUUAUUCUAAAGCAGUAUGGACUAGCUAUACAGGUUGCUGAUUGUGACAAAACAUUGUGUGUUUUAGUUGUGGCACCGCCUUCAUUUCAGGGAAAAGUACAAGGCCUGCUUGGGAACUUUAACGGGAAUGCCACAGAUGACUUGCUACAUGUAAAUUAUACAAUUACUGAACAGAUGAAACAAGACAAAGUUGAUGAUUUAACGCUUUAUCAGUUUUUCAAAUAUCCAUGGGCAACGCAGGAGAAAGACAGCGUUUUACCAAUCUUUGUCUCUCCAAGUUAUGACCCGCACAUUUGUUCAGCAGAUCAACCUAAUAGAACACCUCUUCAGGAAUGUAACAAUAAUAAGCCUUGUUUGUUUGACUAUAGUGCUACUGGUGGCAAGGCUAUUGCAUUAAGAACUAAAUCAAUGUCUAUGAGAAUUCACGAACUACGACAUUUUCUUACACCAGUUAGGUCGUGUGGUCUUCUCAAUGUUCCGCGUAGUUUCAAGAGUAACACGAAUUACUUACUAGGACAGACAGUAACUGUUGAGAGUUGUAGACAGGGAUACUUACAGGGUGAUGACACAACAUAUAGAUGUUCUGCAACAAGUGAAACUACUCAGACAUGGUCUCCUUCGAUUACUGCAAAAUGUUCAGAUACAGUUGAGACGGCCGACACUGGUAUGAUAGUGGGUAUUAUUGUUGCAGUUCUUGUUUUCAUUAUUAUCCUUGCUAUUAUUGUUGUUGUAGUCAAAAGGCGUAAGAACAGGAAGUAUGAUUCCAGUAAGGGACAGUAUGGGGCUCCUAAAGAGGAGGAAACUGUAAGUUAUAGUCGACCACAUAAACCAAGUACAGAACUAACUGGUGAGGGAGAGAAAAAACGAGCUAGUCAAGAAGACAGCUUAUAGAGAUAGGAACAAUUAUUUUGUAUAUUUUAUCAUUAUGCUUAAUGAAUGAAUGAAUGAAUGAAUGAACUACUGAAUGCAUGAAUGGAGCGAAAGAGUAUAACAGCUUUUAUAUAUGCAUGUCUUUAAAUGUUAAAUUGCUUAAAUGUUGUUAACAAUGGUUUGCUUUCAAGGUGUAAUACCACCAAAUCAUAGUACGUCACAUCCGGUUGCAUACGAAAAAGGGUCGAAAAAAAAUAUUCCCUUGAAUUUGACAGUUGUAGGUAAUAAAUCCUACAUUUCAUUGCAGUAAAAAAUUUCUUGGUCACAAACGUAUAUCUUGGGUAUUUCAAAGCACCAUUAUUUUUUUUUAUUUGGUUUUUCUUUUGAAUAUUUUGGAAAUGGUUAUUUUCUUAUAUGCAAUGAAAUGUUAUGUGAAAUUUUGUCCAUAGCACUGGACAGGAUUAAACUUUACUCAUGCCAAGUAUUUCUUUAUUUGAAACAAAAAUAAAUUCUGCACAAUUUUUUGAAAAGUGCAAAUAUAACAAAGACUAAUAGGGGGAAAUCAAUGGUGGUAUUACACUUCAAGAUUAUGAUGAAACAAUGUUCGAUGUAUGCUAAAACUCAAUGUGUAAGCGUUAGUUCGUCAAACUUAUCAUUUAUUUAGUAGUAUAGAAAAUACAUGCACACAAUGUCUUCUCAAACGAAAGCAUUUAUGUAAAAUCAUAUAUUAUUGUAAAUGUCAAUUACGGAUCUUCAAAAACGAACGUUGAUAAAAUAAACACUUGAUAUUUACAAUACAGUGUAUUACUUACCCUUUAAUAAAUCUUCUUUUCGUUUGAUGUAUUUGAAAACUUGAAUUGUUAAUUGUCAACAAUAAUUUCUUCUCUUUAGGAUUAUUUCUCUCCUUAUCUUUUAUUAUAUGAUUUAUACUUGUUAAUAUCAAUAAAACUUUAUCGAAUUUUAGCUUUGAGUGUGCCUGAAUAUUCUCCAGUACAAUAAGUCAUACUGCACUUCCUUAUAAAUGUUGACACACACUUCAUUUUUAUUUUGUUUAUCAUUUCAUGUUGUUUUUAUACUUUCAUGUAGCUAGUGUAUUAUACUCUUAAAAUGCAAAAUAGUUUACAAUUAUAUUUUUCCGAUCCUUUUAAUUGCAAUAAUUUGAAAAAAAGACAAGUAUUUUCUACCUCAAUAGCAUGUACUUUUAUGUGUUAAGAACAGAUUUACGGUUAUUUAAUAUUUUUGAGGCUCAAUGAUUGUUUUAGAGAAGAAGUUUUAAACCUGAAAUAGGUUGCAAAUUAAUACUUUUAUCGAGAAAGGCAGCAUUGGUGACGAAUUUGUAUCAAACACUUUUUUCUAUGUUGGUCAAACAUUUAAUGUAAUCAUGAUAAUACAUCAUUGCACCAAGGAUCCAUUGAUUAAAAUAUUCAACCAAACUUAAUUAAACAUACACUACUUGCCACCAUCAUGUAGCCAACUAACAAAGCUUUUUUUUCUUAAUAUCAUAUUUUCACUAUUAUUGUAUUGUACAUUGAUCAAAUUUAUUUUUCAUUUUACUUUUAACAUUUUUAUCUGUUUCAUUAUAUGUAAGGACAAUUAUGUAUAACCAUACUUAGAAUUAUAACGUACAUUAAAUCUAUGUACACCAUUUGAGACUAGGGAAUGUAAUCUUAUAUUAUAUGAACAUAUUUUGUAUACAUUAUUAUAAAAUUUUCAUAUAAAAAGAUAAAGAAAGAAAUAAAAAAUUACAACUCUA
This is a messenger RNA of Mytilus californianus (California mussel), 5255 nucleotides long. Its product is annotated as sushi domain-containing protein 2-like. The coding region runs from base 278 to 3523 and encodes 1081 amino acids. The transcript is spliced from 19 exons. The record is from RefSeq and is a predicted model, not a curated record. Gene Ontology annotation, biological process: cell-matrix adhesion. Lineage: Eukaryota; Metazoa; Mollusca; Bivalvia; Mytilida; Mytilidae.